AUGGCCGUCAACGAACGCAAGUACGACGAGCCCUACGAUCCUGUUGAAUGGGAGUGGGAGUGGGACGACGAAGAUCUCGACACCUUUGGGGCUGAUAGCAACUCUGAGUCUGUGUCUGACUCAGAUGACUCGGAUGAGGCGAGACUGAAAGAGAUCGUGACUGGCACUCAGGGCAUUGUUGCAUGCGGUGAAAAUGAGGAAGGUCCUGAACUCAGCGCCGCAGAAUAUGCCCACGAAAGUCGCGCAGAUCCGGCGGCCUAUGGUCGUAGGCUCACAGACCGCGUAUUCAUGCUGCCAAUGUUAGUGCAAUCGGGACGGGCAUCUGAGCCUUUGGUUAUCGAACGCCCUCAACGAGGACAGGACGUAGGGGAGAUGAUGUUCGCGGUAGUGGCUGGUUACAAUUGCCAGCAUCAGGGCCCACACAGCUUAGACCUCGAUGCCUGCCUGGGAAUGUUGAUACAACGGAGUACCAGGAGGUCGAAAAUGGACGGUAGGAACUUUGUAUGGACGACAACAUCAUGUAUCAUCUUGAACACGAUCUUGUCAAUUGCUCGGCGGAUUGCUUUGCGCCGACAUUGUCGCCGAUACAACGAGCAUGAACGACUGGGGAAUCUCGACCAGCACAGAACCCUCGUCUUGCCCCCCAAGUGGGGGAGAAAGUCGAACGCUGAAAACCUCCGACAAACUUUCUGCGAAAGUGGCAAACCCUUCAUCCAUUAUCCCGGCGAGGAGGCAGAGAGCAAUGACAAGCUUGCAGACGAUGAGGGCAGCGCUCAGAUGGACCUGAGCGAGCACGACGUGUCCAACGGUGCAUGCGAUGCGUGUGCCGAUGACUUGCGGAUGUCCGAGGGCGGGGCCGAUGACUAUGACGAGGUGGAUGAAAGCGACGAGGAUGAAAGCGACGAGGACGACGGGAGACGGACUGAUCCAGAUUAUGUGGAGGAAGAUGAUGAAGGGGAGGAAAGCGACGAAUACGACGAGGAGGUGCACUCGUCCAAAAGAGUGAAAAAAACAACCAACAUCCGACAACACGACAGCCAUCCGGGGCCAACCGAGGAAUGGGACACUUCCGAGGAACAAGGAAUAUUGAGUGCUCCUAGUAGUACCUCCCGCAGGCGCGUCCGUUUGGUGCCUGGAGGUGCCAGAUCGUCAUCCGACAUCACUUACAGCGACGAUGGCUCCGACCGUACGCUACCUUCGCCGUCCGACUCAGACUGGAGUAUGGUCGUGUAUGACUAG
Gloeophyllum trabeum ATCC 11539 is the source of this 1239-nucleotide messenger RNA. RefSeq lists its product as uncharacterized. The transcript has 9 exons. Lineage: Eukaryota; Fungi; Basidiomycota; Agaricomycetes; Gloeophyllales; Gloeophyllaceae. The coding region runs from base 1 to 1239 and encodes 412 amino acids. The record is from RefSeq and is a predicted model, not a curated record.